AUGAAACCAAUUAUUACAGCCUUGUUCUUCCUAUUGCCAGUCUUCUCCCGGUCGAAGCACAGCAAGAAGAAGUGCCCUCGUCGGGAUUGUUCGCAGCUGGCCAGUGGCUUCGGCUCCUUUGCAUACUUUCCAGGCAACAGUAACCUCACUGUCUGGGACGAAAAACAACAGGAAGCUCAAUCUGCUUGUCGAGUCCAGCCGACAACGACUGAGGAUGUGUCAAAUAUUCUUCAUAUACUCCUAGACGCAUCGUGUCGCUUUGCGGUCAGAGGAGGUGGCCAUGCUCGGGACCCUGAUGAUUCUGUCUCUGUCGGUGGUGUGACUAUCGAUAUGCAAAAGAUGAGGUCUCUCGAGGUUUCCGCAGACCGAUCGACCGUGAAAUUGGGUAGCGGCCAUGUCUUGCAUAGUAUGUAUGUCAGCCUUGAGAAUUACAACCUUACUACGCUGGGGGGAAGAGUCGCAGACGUGGGCCUGGGUGGGUUUGCUCUUGGAGGAGGAUUCUCCGCACUAUCUCCCAUGUACGGAUUGGCGAUGGAUAACAUCUUUGAAUAUGAGCUUGUCCUACCUAACGCUACCGUCAGAACAAUCAAUGACCAAACACACCCGGAUCUUUACUUCGCCCUACGAGGGGGCAUGAACAAUUUCGGUAUUGUCACUCAUUUCACGAUGAGGGCUGUUCCUCAAGGCCAAAUGCAUGGAGGAAGUCGAAUUUAUUCUGUGGAUAAGAGGGAGGAUAUCCUAGAGCAGGCAUACCAACUGACGACAACAUGGAAGAAUGAUACAGCAAUGGCAUUUUACUACCGAUUUGAAUAUGACCAAAAGGCAGACGAUUUCAUCCUCGGGAUGAACCAAGAAUACGCACAUCCGAUAUCCAGCCCUCCGCCAUUUCGAGAGGUGAAUGAGAUUCCGUUCGAAUCAAGUACUCUCCGGAUAGAUUGGCCCAGCAACUUCAGCGUCGAGGGUAUCUUGCCAUCUGGUGGCCGAAACCUGUAUGCGACAGUGACCUACUAUCCGUCCGCAGAUCUCGACCGAAAGAUGCAGGAUAUAUUGAUGGAAGAAAUACAACCCAUCAAGAACAUCCCUGGUUUUACACCGGGCCUUGUCAUUCAACCUUUGUACGGGGCCGCUAUCCGCGCUAAUAGCGAAAGAGGAGGGAGUGCUGCCGGUAUAGAAGCUGAUGGACCACUCACCGGUACGUUGAUUCCCACUGUCUAUUAA
Molecule: messenger RNA, 1218 nt
Organism: Penicillium mononematosum
Lineage: Eukaryota; Fungi; Ascomycota; Eurotiomycetes; Eurotiales; Aspergillaceae
Product: FAD-binding oxidoreductase
Exons: 4
Coding region: 1-1218 (405 amino acids)
Molecular function (GO): FAD binding
Source: RefSeq, a predicted model, not a curated record